This is a messenger RNA of Dentiscutata heterogama, 233 nucleotides long. The record is from the annotation of a GenBank genome assembly. Lineage: Eukaryota; Fungi; Glomeromycota; Glomeromycetes; Diversisporales; Gigasporaceae.
AUCAAAUUCCUGCUACCCAUAAUAAAUAUGAUGAUGUUGUAUACAAACUUUCAUUAUGUAUUUUGAGGUUGGAUAAAAAAAAUGAAUUUGGUAGAGUUAAGAUCUUUAUUAAAUAUUUUAAAUCAUUAAGCAAUUCUGGACCAAAAAAAGGAAAACAAGAUUAUAAAAUAUUAGCUAAUGAAAUUGAAAAUGAACUAUCAGAAAAGUUAUUUUCAUCUAUUGAUCAAAUCUAA